This is a messenger RNA of Ylistrum balloti, 2424 nucleotides long. RefSeq names its product L-sorbose 1-dehydrogenase-like. Bases 1 to 2424 code for a protein of 807 amino acids. NCBI's taxonomy places the organism in Eukaryota, Metazoa, Mollusca, Bivalvia, Pectinida, Pectinidae. The record is from RefSeq and is a predicted model, not a curated record. Gene Ontology annotation, molecular function: flavin adenine dinucleotide binding; nucleic acid binding; oxidoreductase activity, acting on CH-OH group of donors. The transcript has 12 exons.
AUGACACCACUGAACAAGUUCUGGUUUCUUGCUUUCCUUGGCUGUAGUAUUGCUUUUUAUUACAACUGUAUGUAUAUUGACGACAGAUCCAGAGGGAAACUAAAGGAAUCGUACGAUUAUAUAAUUGUUGGUGGAGGUACGGCGGGUUCCGUGCUAGGGAAUCGCUUAUCUGUGGAUGAUGACAUCACAGUGGCUAUCCUUGAGGCGGGAGGGGCGGCUGACGAUGAUCCACGCGUGACCACACCGUAUUAUUUUCCAAGCAUCCAAGGGACAGAACUCGAUUGGAAAUUCUAUACUACUCGCCAACAACAUGCUCUGUUCGCCAUGAAAAACCAGGUAGGAUAUUUACCACGUGGUAAACUUCUGGGCGGAUCUAGUAACCUUAAUGCCAUGGCGUAUAACCGGGGUGGGCGUCUGAUGUAUGACAUGUGGGCAGCUGAAGGAUGUGACGGAUGGAGCUACGAUGACGUACUUCCGUAUUUCCUGAAGUCAGAAGAUAAUCAGAUGUCGAGCUUAAAAAACUCAAUCUAUCAUUCCCGUGGAGGUCCACUCCCCAUCUCAGAAGUCAAGGUAACACCACUCGCAGACCUGUAUGCUGAAGCAUGGAAGGAAAUAGGAAAUAAGGUUAUUCCCGAUAAUAGCGGACCAAACGUAGCCGGUUUUUGUACCAUGCAGGCCAAUAUCAAACAUGGUCAAAGAUACAGCACGUCCCGUGCUUUUCUUCUUCCGGUUAUUCAUCGCCUAAACUUAGAUGUUCAUACACAAAACCAUGUGACCAAAGUGGUGAUAGAGGACGGACAAGCUGUAGGGGUAGAGGUAGUUCAUCAUGGAGAGCUGCGAACCGUUAGAGCGAAUAAGGAAGUGAUUCUCUCGGCGGGGUCUAUCCAGUCUCCUCAGCUCCUAAUGCUCUCCGGGAUAGGACCUUCGGAACACCUUAAGGAAAUUGGGAUUCCCGUAGUUGCUGACCUCCCUGUUGGUGAGAAUCUGAGAGAUCAUCUGAUGUUUGCGUUCCGUCAGCUGACCAACACUUCAUACUCAACUACAGAUGAAGAGGCAGAGUCCCUCGUAGAGCGAAUACGGUACCAUGUUCUAGGCAAUGGACCUCUUUCCUACGGCGGCCCAGAGGGAUCGGCUUACUUCCAUAGUGACAGUUCGAAGGAAAUCAGUCAACCACCGGAUCUUCAAAUCUCUUUCUUCAGCAAGUCUGCCUCAACUUCGGAACAGAACACUGGAGAAUUCAAUUUCAGGGACGAGGUACACAACGUGUUGCCAGAUGGCAAACGCAGUUUUUCUUAUGGACUAAUUCUUCUUCAACCAAAGAGUAAAGGUACAAUCCGACUUCGUUCCAAAGACCCAGUUGAUCAUCCAUUAAUUGAUCCAAAUUAUUUGGCAGAAUCAGAAGAUUUGGACACAUUUGUAAAAGGUAUUCGUGUCUGUGAGAGGCUAGCAGGAACAUCCACAAUGGCCGCGAUAGGAGCAAAUGUCUCGGAUGCUUUCCAUCCCAAAUUGUGCAAGGACCACUUACCUGGAAGUGACGAGCACUGGAAAUGCAUGGUUCGACACCUGGCAUCAACAUUGUAUCAUCAAGCAUCCACGUGUAGAAUGGGAUCGGUGGAAGACCCAACCACUGUUGUCGAUUCGAAGCUAAGGGUGAAAGGCGUGGCGGGGCUUAGAGUGGUAGACGCUUCAGUCAUCCGGGACCUUUAUUCCGGAUCUCCGCAUGCGCAGGUCAUCAUGAUAGCGGAGAAGGCUUCAGAUAUUAUCCGAAACAUGGACACGGUUCAACACCUCAAGAGAAGGAGUCCUAUCCCAUGUCCUCUUCUCACCCAGGACCGAUUGCAGUGGUGCAACACACGGCGCGGUUGGAAUAGUCGGUCAUGGAGACGUGUUCAUUGGUCUGAUGAAAGUCGGUUUCUUUUGCACGUUAUUGACGGGAGAAGCCGGAUAUGGCGACCACGAGGUACUGCCUACUAUCAACAUAACAUCCAGCCAGAAAUUCCAUUCGGUGGUGGGUCUAUGAUGGUACGGGGUUGCUGUUCAUAUGAUUGUAAACUUGACCUCGUCGAAGUCCAAGGCAACUUCGAUGGCGAAAAGUACCAGAAUCAGAUCCUUCAAACAGAAAUUGUGCCUCAUUUUGAUAACCAUACGCUGGUGAGCCGACCCAUCCUAAUGGACGAUAAUGCCAGACCUCACCGAGCCUUUGCAGUGAAGGAAUAUCUUCAGCGUAACGCCAUUGACACUCUUCCUUGGCUGGCGAGAAACUCUGAUCUGAAUCCCAUAGAAUAUUUAUGGGAUAUUUUAGGCCGCCGGGUGAGAGCACCAGAGUCCCUGGUGUGCAAAAUCUGGCAGAACUUGCACAGGCUCUUCGGGAGGAAUGGGAUAACAUCCCCAAAAAGCAAAUCAGAAGACUCAUCACCAGUAUGA